GAUAGAGCCAGGUGCCGAUCCCUAGUUGCAAGCUUGACACGUAUAUACGGUACUUCUCUCAACUUCCCACCACAAUCCAAACUCAUAAUAUCGCAAUUCUGCCCGCAAUUCCCACGCCUAUUUUGGCACAUUUUGAGGAUUCUCUCCCAGCCCCUCCUCCUCACAACCCUCGGUCCCUUCGGUGUUACCGCUAGAGUGGAUUACGCCAACUCCUCCCCUCUAGCCCCACUUUGUCGAGCUCCCUGCCUCACCUGGUUGCCAUCACCUAGACCGACCAACAUUUAUUUGCUCCUCUUUGCCUGGUCUACAAGCGAUCAUGGCUACUGUACCGUUUCGAGUCCGGUCCCUCUACGAGUAUUCCUCACCUCAUGAGGAUGACCUACAGUUCCCGCCGGGCGUGAUCAUAACUGUGACGGACGAGGAGGAUGCUGAUUGGUAUGGCGGAGAAUAUGUCGAUAAUGAUGGCGUCAAGCACGAGGGCAUCUUUCCUCGCAACUUUGUCGAGAAAUUCGAACCACAGCCACCUCCUCGUCCCACGAGAGUCCGUACGAGAAAAGAACCCGAAGUUAUUGUCCCGGCCCAACAGCAACAGCAAGAACCGCAACAACAACAGCCACCCCCAGUUGCCAUCCCUAAUGAGCCCGAACCUGAACCUGAAGCCAACCGAGAGUCCGGGCCACAUCUAGAGCGGGAUUCGGCUCCAGUCGCGGAGGUGGAACAUGUCGAACCUGAAAGGACUGACUAUGGCAAAGUGCAAACGCAAACUCCUGGACAUGCCCCGCUUACUUCGGCUGCCUCUGCCGAGUCUGUCGCCGAGCCCUUCACCACCAUUACUUCUGUACCGCCUCUCACCAAGCCUGCGGCGCCGGUUCACUCGACAGUCCCGUCAGUUCCUAAGUCGGUCCCGACCCAGCUAAAACCCGCUGGACCGCCGCCUGUAUCGAGUAAGCCAUCGAGCAAUGCAUUCAGAGACCGGAUUGCGGCGUUCAACAAGUCUGCCGCUGCACCCAUCGCGCCCUUCAAACCCGUCGGCCUGGGUGCUGGCGCACCCGGCGAUCCCGGGUUUGUGAAGAAGCCAUUUGUUGCCCCGCCGCCCAGCCGUAAUGCCUAUGUGCCACCGCCCCAGCAGCCAGCCGCUUCCAGAGUGUACAGACGAGAGGAGGAUCCCGAGAUUAAGGUAAGAGAGGCUGAACAGCACGAAAGCUCCGAGAAGGUAGGGCUUGUCUCUUCUGAACAGGCCGGCGAGAACGAGCCAAAGCCUACUAGCCUCAAAGAGCGGAUUGCCCUCCUUCAGAGACAGCAGUUGGAACAGGCACAGCGUCAUGCCGAAGCUUUGGCGAGGAAGGAAAAGCCAAAGCGUCCAGCCAAGAAAGCCACCGAUAGUCACGAGCCUAUGGAAGGCGGCGAGGUCACCGAUACCACCGGACUGCCCACGACCCAAGGUCAGCAGCAGCAAGCGGAACAGCAUGUCGGUAAAAGUUCUUUCGAGUCGGAGAGGCGCCCGGCGCCUUCCCGGCGGAAGUCCUCCAAGGGUCCGGUAGAAGUCAAUAACGACGGCAAUGAGGCGGACAUGUCCGGCGCUGGCGAUACCACAGAAGGUCAAGACGAGGACCUUACCGAGCGGGACGACAGCGACGAGAGACCUGGUCGUAUGUCUCAUGUGCCCACAGGAGCAGCUCCCAUUUCAGGAACGGGAAAGGAAGACGAGGGCGACAAUGAUGAGGUAGGCGAGGAGGACGUUGACAAUGAUGAUGACGACGUGGACCCUGAGGUACGACGAAGAGAAGAACUCCGUGCCAGGAUGGCUAAGAUGAGUGGCGGCAUGGGCAUGAUGGGAAUGCAUGCCAUGUUUGGGGCCCCUAUAGGCGGAGGUGCGGCGCCGAAGAAAAAGAAAACGGAAAAGCAGCCAGCAGAGCGCCCAGACGAGAGCACUGGAUCUGUCGCCACUGUGCCCCCGGUCCCUGUUCUUGGGAUGAUGCCAUUGCUCGGCAUGGGUGGUCCGCCACGCCUAGAGGAUGCCGCUGACACGGAGAUAUCACGAUCGCCCCCUUUGUCACCGAGAGCACCCCCUCCGCCUCCAGCACGGCAAGCAAGCAUCUCUGAAGAUGAGGAUGAUGUAGUUGAAACUACAAGAACUCCGUUGGCUGAAGGUGCCGAACCACCUCCUAUCCCAGGAGGAAGACCAGCCCCUCCCCCAAUUCCUUCUGCGACACGACCUGUACCUUUGUCUCCUCGUCCCGCCGUGGCGUCCCAGAGCGAAGGUUCGGAAUCUGAUGACGAGCUCGAGCUCUCGGGGGCAGUUCCCACGUCGGAGACUACCGAGUACGGAGCAAGGUCCCCGCCUCCGCCUCCGCCGACGUUUCCUGCUGCCUCUCCAACGGAGUCUGGCCGACCGCCACCUCCCGUUCCGCAAUCGGGUGAUGAUGCUCCCCCGACACCAGCGACAGAAGGUCUCCCCCCGUCAGCGAGCAAGCGGAUGAGCCGACCACCUCCACCGAUCCCCGGUACCAUGCCCAUUGUGCCGUCAACCCAAACGCGCCCACCUCCGCCUCCGCCUCCCACUGCCGCGCCCAGCGGGCCGCUGAGCCGCCAAUCCACUCAGGAUAUGCCAAAAUCCACUGGUCCUAUCUCUUCACCGACGCGGGGUGAGAUGGGAGGCGAUGAGGAAGAGAUUACGGAAUACGAGGGCGAUUACGACACAGACAUCGCAUCUUCGAUGCCGCACAAGGAUGCUCGGAAGUCACAUGCCAGGGAGUCUAGUUUUGAGGAUAUCACGCCUGUCAGGUCUCCCGCGUCCGAGGUGCCUCCGUCUUUCCCGCCGCCUAUCCCGACUGGCGGUGUGCCACGUUCUGCCCCGCCUCUGGUCCCGACUCAGGCGGCCCCGGUAGACAAGAGGCGAUCCGUGGAAGCCCCCCGGGCAGCACCACCUCCCCCGCCUGCGGCGCCACCAAAGGAUUUACCGUCGGCGGUAUCUGAAGACGACCAUGAAGCCUAUGGGUAUGCUUUUGAAGGACCAUCAUUCGGGCAGCGCUCUCCCAGAUUAGAUGACGAAUUAUACGUCGGAGCUCAUCAACCACUACCUUCGCCGCCGCCCAUGACGCGAGCUCCCCCCCCCGCGCCGCCCACCAAUCGUGGACCACCGCGUCAUUCUAUGGACGUGUUGCGGCCUUCCGUCCCCAUUCGAGGCUCGAUAGACGCGCACAGGCCGUCAACGGAAUCCGGCUUCAUUGCUAAUGAUGUAGACUUGACUCCGCAGAGCGGUUGGUGGAGACAGCCAAACCAAGUGCCUCCCACCCUCCAGGGCCGUCGCGAUAUCUACCACGAGUCAGAGGAAGCGACGUCGAUGGUUGGCGAGUCCCAAACUGUGGUGACGCGGACUAUCUACAUACUGUUCCAGGACUACUCACAGACGGUUGUGACGGUGCAGUACGACCCGUACGACGCGGCAAAGGUGAUUGAACUGCAUCAGCGGCAUGAACCUCCCCCCCGCGCUCUGCGGCAGGAUCAGCUGGAGCAGUCGUACGAGCGGUUCGGGCGGGCCAUCGCCAGCGCCUGUUCGUCCAAGAAAGACUCGGUGGUUGGGGACGGUACGCCCCAGGGUCUUGUUUGCGAGCUCUUGCGGCCGUUUAAGGAUGCGCUGGCACCUGUGGGAACGAGAGCAUACGGGGCGCUAGUGUAUUCGAACCUCGCGAACGCAUCGACGCAGCAGUACGACGAGAUUCGGCCCGGCGACAUCGUGUCCAUUCGAAACGCCAAAUUCCAGGGGAAGCAUGGGCCCAUGCACGCGAAAUACAGCGCAGAAGUCGGGAAGCCAGAUCACGUUGCUGUUGUGGCAGAGUGGGACGGCACCAAGCGGAAAGUUCGGGCAUGGGAGCAGGGACGUGAGAACAAGAAGGUCAAGGUGGAAAGCUUCAGGCUGGACGAUCUGCGGAGUGGCGAAGUCAAGGUGUGGAGGGUGAUGCCUCGAAGUUGGGUUGGAUGGAAUACUCAGCUCUAAGGUAGCUAGCGACUCAAGCAACUCUUAAGCCGUGCCAGCUAAACGGGGGAAGGUUGAAGGUUGAAGGGGUAAGGGGUAAGGGGGAAAGGGGAAAGGGGGGUGGCCUCCACUGUGUUCAUGCGCCGUCGGGUGGCCUGCUGUGGACGGUUUCAAC
Molecule: messenger RNA, 4151 nt
Organism: Sodiomyces alkalinus F11
Lineage: Eukaryota; Fungi; Ascomycota; Sordariomycetes; Glomerellales; Plectosphaerellaceae
Exons: 3
Coding region: 317-3997 (1226 amino acids)
Biological process (GO): protein transport to vacuole involved in ubiquitin-dependent protein catabolic process via the multivesicular body sorting pathway
Cellular component (GO): ESCRT-0 complex
Molecular function (GO): protein binding
Source: RefSeq, a predicted model, not a curated record